Aaosphaeria arxii CBS 175.79 is the source of this 2204-nucleotide messenger RNA. RefSeq lists its product as uncharacterized. NCBI's taxonomy places the organism in Eukaryota, Fungi, Ascomycota, Dothideomycetes, Pleosporales. Bases 82 to 2034 code for a protein of 650 amino acids. The record is from RefSeq and is a predicted model, not a curated record. The transcript is spliced from 2 exons.
CCACUUUUCCCUGCACAGAGCAAAACGUAAGGACCCGAACUGAGCCACAUACCCCGGAGCUUUUACUGUAGUUCAAACCACAUGUCACUUUUCGGUCGAAUUUUCAAGCGCAAUGGCGACUCGAAGCGAAAAGAGGGUGCAAAUCUUCUGCCACCAAGAAGGGUCACUCAACCAGCAACUCCAAAACCUGCUAGAGCAGUGGGGAAUCCUUUACUUGCAUGGUACCUCGAAAUCCUAGCAUUAGUGAUCACUCUUGGUUGUGUUAUUGCCAUUGCAGUGCUGUUGAGUAAAAUGAACGGCCGACCACUAGCAGACUGGAAGAUGGAAGCGUCGUUCAACACCGUCAUCGCUAUUCUCGGCACAAUUUCCAGGACGACGCUCGCAUUUGCAGUUAGUUCCUGCAUAGGACAACAAAAGUGGGGACUGUUCAGACAAGAGCCAGAUCAGCUGCGUGUCUUUGCAAUGUUUGAUCAAGCCACCAGAGGGCCAUGGGGGGCCACGAGGCUGAUGUUUCUACUCAGAACACGGCAUUGGGCUACUCUCGGCGCACUCGUGACCGUUGGCUCACUCAUCUUUGAUCCCUUUCUGCAGGCAUCCAUCGGGAGUAUUGGUUCGCUCAAAGCCAUUGAUUCUGCUGGCCGGGCGACCGUAGGAAGAGCAACAAAUCUUAGCUUCGGUCGCCCUGUUGAAGUAACGGUGUUCACAGGCGUAUUUCAAGUCAACACGAGCGCCGGAUACUUUUCUGCGGAUAGCAUUGCUGUAGAACCUGACCUUGGCUUUGCGAGCGCUGUUUACAAUGCCUUUUACAAUUCCUCGGCAUCCCUGGACCAGUCAGUGAGGUUCACAUGUGAGACUGGAAACUGUACCUGGCCUCCGUAUGUCUCGAUGGGGGUAUGCAAUUCUUGCGCAGAUGUGACUCAGCACAUGAUACGCGAACACGGCCACGGCGAAAACGGAAGCACAACACCACAGCCCAGUAAUAUCCAGAUGAGUGAGCAGGAUCCAUAUACGAGAUACAAUCUCCCAUAUGGCUCCAUAUCAAAUUAUGACAUGUUUAGAUACUCAGGUCAGAUGACUGCUAUAUCGACGGGGAUGGUUGUCAAUGUGACACUUGAUCCGUCCGAAACGAUCCAUUUCAAGGACACUGGCUCCCUGCUUGCUAGCAUCCUUACCAUCAAAGGUUCUCCAGAGUAUCUCUUAAAAAACCAAACAUGGAAUAGCACCACGCCAGUUGCCACGGAAUGCGCAUUGUAUCUCUGCGGGAAAGUCUAUGAUUCAAGAGUCGUCGAGGGCGUCCUACAGGAGCAAGUGACAAGCUCAUGGGCAUUUCGUCGUAAAUCAUCGUAUCAAGCCAUCGCCAAUCCAAGAAUGAGUCUGGACGAAAGCAAGGCCCGAGCGUGGACUGCCGAACACCCAGUCUUAUAUGACAUCCAGGCAUACAGGACCGACCUACAGAUAUCUUCGGAACCCGUGGAAGACGCUAAUCUGCAUCUCAAUGUCACCCAGGGAUCGCUGUUGACAAUGGUUAUGUCCCUUUUUGAAGCAAUAUCUGGCACGCUGCCACCGUCAGGAGAGCAGAUAGCAUAUCCAGGUGUAAUCGCCUAUUCCUUUCAAAGUAUAGGCGGACCGCCUGCCUUCAGUACGGCUCUUUUCCAAUCGCAGAACCUGAGCGAAACAUUUGACCGUGUGGCCCAUCAACUCACCAAUCACCUUCGUAGCAAUGCUACAAUGGCCUAUCCUGGGAUGGUUCAAAACUGGAUUCCCUAUGUGAGGAUUACUUGGGGUUUCUUCGCCCUGCCACUGGCAACUGUUGUACUAGGCUUUCUCUAUGUUUUGCUUUCGAUUAUCGAAUCAUACCGCCUUCGUAUCCCGAUCUGGACGAACGAUUCACUGCCCACGUUGAUUCAUGGGUUGGAUAAUGAGGCGCAGAGCGUGCUUCGCCCUUUGUAUGGAACAAAGGAGGGAGAAACAAAAGUGAACAAUCAUAUUAUGGAGUUUUCCAAAGAGGAAGAGAGGCUGCGGUUGAUACAGUGAAAGGGCAGCCGUAGAGAAGAGAUGGAGUCGUGAUGAAGGAUGCCGAGUCGGGACGAGAAGUGCGCAUGUCACUCAAUGUCCGCGGUCAGGCUCGUACCAGACUAAUAGCCACAUGCUUCGAUCAGGUAGACGUAUCCACAUCUAGAGAGGUUUUAAUAUUAUAAUUGUUG